Penaeus indicus is the source of this 2737-nucleotide messenger RNA. RefSeq names its product receptor-type tyrosine-protein phosphatase alpha-like. The record is from RefSeq and is a predicted model, not a curated record. Lineage: Eukaryota; Metazoa; Arthropoda; Malacostraca; Decapoda; Penaeidae. The coding region runs from base 455 to 1183 and encodes 242 amino acids. Gene Ontology annotation, molecular function: protein tyrosine phosphatase activity. The transcript has 11 exons. Gene Ontology annotation, biological process: protein dephosphorylation.
CUCUAAAGUCAGUUAGUGAAUCAGUCUCUAAAAAACAUUUAUUAGGUUGCAGAUUUUGCACCCGAAUUGCAGUGUGGUACAGUCCGCUGACUCCGAGCCCUUUCCUUGCGCUGCCGUGGAGGUGGCCACGUUCCCGAAAGGACUUCACCCUUUCAUCUCUCUGUGCACUGCGCUUGUUGUGAUUUCCUUGGUUGUUUCCGGGUCCUACUUGAUCUAUUCUGUGCAUAAUGGAUCAGUAAAGUUCGAGUGGAACGCAAGGACGCAGGCGUUUGUCGAGGGCACAGGGAGGCGAAUCUUCCUUUUGACACUCGGCGAGACGGUCCAGAAACUAUUGAGCAAUGGAGAGGAACCGCUGGCAUUGGAAUUUGAAUCUCUGAAGGAACAGUCUCCUACUAACACAGUAAAGGUCGCCAGUCUUACUUCGAACAAGUACAAGAACCGUUACGCAAAUAUAAUGCCAUUUGACAAAACCCGAGUGAUUCUAAAACGAUUUAGCGACGAUCCAUACAGCGACUACAUCAACGCGUCAUACGUACAUAGUUUUAGCAAGAAUAAGAGGUUCAUCGCUACACAAGGCCCGAAGAAUACGACAGUGCAAGACUUUUGGCGGAUGAUUUGGGAACAGAAUGUCUACGUCAUCAUUAUGGUCACGAGUUGCAAUGAGGGAGCGAAGAAUAAAUGCAGCCAAUAUUGGCCGCACGUGAAUGAAGCCCCGUUUUGCUUUCCUCGCGAGGGCCUUACCGUCUACACUACGAAGGAGUCCACCAAGAGCAGUUAUGUCGUACGCAGGAUUCAAAUUAUAAAGGGAGACGACCAACGCAAUUGCCUCCAGUACCAAUACUUGGAGUGGCCUGACAUGGGUUGCCCGGCGUCGCCCAACGCCCUCGUCUCCUUCGUGGCGGCAGUGAGGCCCGUCUUCGCCCUCUGGGAUUUCCACGUGGUCGUCCACUGCAGCGCCGGCGUGGGUCGCACAGGUACCUUCAUAGGCCUCCACAACAUCAUGCAGGAGAUAGAUCAAGGGAACUCCAUCGACAUCUACGAGUGCGUAUUAAAAAUGAGGGACUGCAGGAUGAACAUGGUCCAGACGCAGAGGCAGUAUGCUUACCUGUAUAAGUGUGCUCUCCAGUAUUAUAAGCAAAGAAAAACAGCAAGAAGUGGUUCUUCAUACCUCACUGAAGUUUAACACUGGGUGAGUGGGUGAAAAAUGGCUUCAUUGGAUGAAUGGCUUCUUUGAAAUGAAAGGAAAAACAGGAUACAAUGUCCAUUCUUGUUUGCACUGAAGGUUGACUCCAAAAGAGGAAAGGAUCAGAUGAUAUCAAAUAUGCAUUUUCAAUUCUCACAAAGAUUAUGAUGUAUUCUUAGUACUGAACUGUCCUUUAUUCAUUUUUUAUUGAUGGCAGAGAUGCACUUGAGAGGCUGGUAAUGACUGGCUGAAUACAACAGGCCCGAGUUACGGAGUUAUUAUCACCAACCUGUCAACCCAUCAGAAGUCAGCUGUUAAAUUCUGAUGCAUCUCUGCCUUGAUCAAAAGAAAGAAAAGAAAAGAAAAUGUCACUUUAGAUACUCUUGAAUGCUGUUGUAAAUUUUUAGUGGGACUGUUUUGUUUUCUUGUUUCUUGUAAAAAUAAUGUCAGUCACUCAAUAAUCCUAAUUUACAAUUCUAGAUAUAGAUUUAUAUAUCAAUCAGUCAGUUAUUCCAUUACUUGUGUUGCAACUUUGAACCACUUUAGAACAUUAAGAAAGGAUGACCAUUUUCGGAUUCAAGAAAAAAAAAAGUUAUUAAUUUGGAAUAUUGAACAUUUACACUGAACGACUAGUUUAGGAUUCAAGAAUCAUUGACUUGGAAUAUUUUAGUAAGAAUGACUAAUUUGUAAUAUUCAAGAAAGAUUAAUUGCUUUAGAAUAUUUAUGAAGGAUGACCAUUUUUGGGUAUUCAAGAAAGAAUGACCAAUUCAUAGUAUUUAAGAAAGAGUGAUACAUUUAGAAUAUUUAAGAUAGAAUGACCAAUUUAGGAUUUAAGAAAAUUAUCAAUUUAGAAUAUUAUUUUUUAGAAAGACCAGUUUACGAUUCAAGAAAAAUGGCUGAUUUUGAAUAACGAAUUUGGAAAAAAUAAGAGGCUGAAAAUUAUAGAAUACUCUGGAAUGAACAACCCAUCAGUAAUGGUCAAGAAGGACCAACACAGUAGGAAUGACUUUCUGAUAAUGAUUUGACUUAUUUAUUUAUAUAAUGCAAUGUAAAUGCAAGAUUGUAUGUAUGAACCUGGGAAGAAACCUUUGAAUCUUUCUUGAUGAACAACCUUUGAUUUUCUGUUAAUGAAUUAUCAACUAAGUUAAGAAUAUUAGACGUGCAAUGAGUUGUGGUUAAUGUUUGAACAGGGGUAUGAACUUACUCCAAGGUGCAGUCCAUAUGAUUUUGGGGAUUGAAAGUGUGUACAUUAUUUUUGGUUAUUACUGUGAUCUACUUUCAUAUAAUAUAAUGUAAGAGUGUGUGUGCUUGUGUGUGUAUCAACCUAGGAAGAACCACAGAAUCCUUAUUAAUGAUUACCAUGAAAUACAUUAUUUCUAACACCUUUAUAAAAACAAAACAUAUUCAUGUGUGUUGUCUUUUCCACCCUUGUCCUCCUAUAAUAAAAUUCAAAUUUAAAAUCCUGUAAUAAAAAUCCAAAAUGUGUUCAACCCCUAAAGUGGGAAUCAAAACAAUAUUGUUAAGAAAUAUACAAACAAUCAAUGAAUAAAUAAA